GUUCCUAAAUUUACAAAUUUGCCCCCAUAUAACACAAAAAACUAAAAUUCUGAAGAAAACGAGUAUAAAUCCAUAACCGCCAUAGUUGAACUAAAGAUUUUUCUGGGUCCUUCGUCAGUAAGUCUUUAAAUUACUACUCGUCCACAUAUCAUUUUCCAAAUAAUUAAAAACUUCCCUAUUUAUUCUCUUUCUAAAAAUUUGAAAUAUAUUUAUAGCUCUAUUUUCAGUAAAUUUCUAAACCAAACUCUUCUCUCCUUUCUUUCUUUCUUCUAUAAUCCUUAUUUCCAUUAGUUUUUAGAGUUUUAUGAAAGUAUUUUUAAUCUUAAACAGAUUUGAAAAGAUUAUCGGUUAUUGAAUCUCUUAUUAAAAAUGGCGUUAACAAAGAGCUUGAGUUUUUCACUGAAAAGAAAAAGAGUACUAAUUGAUAAUAAUAGCUGUAAUUUGGAGCUAUUUGGUGCAGAUUACGAGUCUUAUUCUACUCCUUUGAAGAGAUUUUGUAGUGGUGAUGAGCAGUUUUUUGAUGAGCAUAUUAGCAAAGAAACCUCAACUUCUUCUUCGCCUCGUGAAGUUCACUUUUUUGGUGAGCAUAUUAGCAGUGAAACGUCAACUUCUUCUUCCUCUCUCGAGAAUUUGCCUUAUGAAGUUCUGAUUAAAGUUGUUUGUUGCGUAGAUCAUGACGACCUCAAACGACUAAUUUUAGUCUCUAAAAGAGUUAUGGAAGCGACAUUAGAAGCAAAAGAGUCUCAUUUUGCUUACAGUACACCAUCAAAGACGAAAGUGUUUAAAAAUUCAAUUGAUUUGGUGAAUAAUCCAAUGGAAUUUGAAGAAACUGAAGCUCCAAAUGCUCCAAAUCAAGCUAGGAGAAAGUGUCGUUCUCCAAUUGAUCGAAAAAUACUCGACAAUAUUGCAGUCGCAUUGUUCUCUGACGAUGAAGAGCAAGAACAGAGGUGGCCUAGGAGGAGCUUAUUCAUGUAGCAGUUGAGUUUUUCCAGAAAUAAUCCUUAAUUUUUUUUCUAUUUAGUAAGAUACAAUUAGAAUUUCCAAUGUAAGUAAAUUAGGCAUACAGUUUUUGAAUUUUCUGUUAAAAUCAAAAUUUAAAAAUAAAAAAAAUUGUAUAAAUUUGGUUCACCAUAUUUUAGUAUGUAUUAAUUAAUAAUAGUAAAUAUAUAUUACUGUUAGAUUGAUGCAUAUUAAAAUAGUGUGGACUAUAUUUAUACGAAACAUGUACGGAAAAUACAUCAAUUUGUACAAAAUUAAAGCCACAAUUUUGUUUUUAUUCUUCAAUAAUAUGGUCAUUGAAGAUAUGAAAAUAUAAUAGUUGCUUGUAUCUUAUAGUGUAAUAUAAUUUUUGAUAUUGUGAUGUUAAUUAUGGAAAUUGUUUUUGUUAA
Messenger RNA from Amaranthus tricolor (Joseph's coat), 1388 nucleotides. Its product is annotated as F-box protein At1g61340-like. The record is from RefSeq and is a predicted model, not a curated record. NCBI's taxonomy places the organism in Eukaryota, Viridiplantae, Streptophyta, Magnoliopsida, Caryophyllales, Amaranthaceae. The coding region runs from base 370 to 975 and encodes 201 amino acids. Gene Ontology annotation, molecular function: protein binding. The transcript has 5 exons.